CCAGCUCCAUGUUUUCCAAAGAGCCGGUGCAGAGGUCACAAGAUGGCGGACAGACUCACGGAGGAGAAACAACCAUGAUCUCCAGGCGGCUCCUCCGGCUCCUCCGGCUGCUCACAGCCGCCUCUCCCGCUCCCUCCCCGGGCAGCGGCAGCAGACUGAUGUCGGCGUCCGGCCGAGGCUCCAUGAACGUGUUCGACCGAGAGAUGAAGAGGAGGCAGAGGAGGUGGGCGGGGUCUCUGCAGGACACUCACCUGUUCGAUUACCUGAGGGACGAGGUCGGAGGUCGAGUGGCCGAUCGAGUCUACGACAUCGCCAGGACGUUUCCUCUGGCGUUGGACAUCGGUGGUGGGAAAAGUCACAUUGCAGAGCAUUUAAGCAAGGACGUUGUGGAGCGUCUGUUCCUGACCGACGUCUCUGAGAAAACUCUGAGGAGACGGACUGAGAUCCCGACUCACUGCGUCCUGGCUGACGAGGAGUUUCUGCCGUUUCAAGAAAACACCUUCGACCUGGUGGUGAGCAGCUUGAGUCUGCACUGGAUCAACGACCUGCCGGGAGCUCUGAGACAGAUCCACCAGGUGCUGAAGCCGGACGGCGUGUUCAUCGGCGCCAUGGUUGGCGGAGAGACGCUGUACGAGCUGAGGUGUUCCCUCCAGCUCGCCGAGACGGAAAGGGAGGGAGGGUUCUCCCCCCACGUGUCCCCCUACACCGCCGUCACCGACCUGGGAAACCUGUUGGGCCAGGCCGGCUUCAACAUGCUCACUGUGGACAUCGAUGACGUUCAGGUUCAUUAUCCAGGAAUCACUGAGGUCAUGACGGAUUUACAAGGGAUGGGAGAGAGUAACUGUGCCUGGAACAGGAAGUCGCUGCUGCACCGAGACUCCAUGUUAGCAGCAGCCGCCAUUUAUAAAGAGAUGUAUGGAAAUGAGGACGGCUCUGUUCCUGCCACCUUCGAGAUCCUCUACAUGAUUGGCUGGAAGCCUCAUGAGUCCCAGGCCAAACCGGCGAAGCGAGGAUCAGCGACAGCGUCCUUCGGGACUUUGUCAAAGAUCAAACAGCCGAACCGGACGGAUGAGUCGUAGAGGAGAAGCCCGGCACAGCCGUCGCCCUGACGACGGCACAUUACAGACUUUACUGAGUUAACCAGGUUCGAAAUAAACUGUUGGAAUAAAGUUGGGUCAUGGAAACAGG
This is a messenger RNA of Hippoglossus stenolepis (Pacific halibut), 1188 nucleotides long. It is a transcript of the gene ndufaf5, whose product is annotated as NADH:ubiquinone oxidoreductase complex assembly factor 5. The transcript is spliced from 11 exons. Gene Ontology annotation, molecular function: S-adenosylmethionine-dependent methyltransferase activity. Bases 9 to 1079 code for a protein of 356 amino acids. Gene Ontology annotation, cellular component: mitochondrion. NCBI's taxonomy places the organism in Eukaryota, Metazoa, Chordata, Actinopteri, Pleuronectiformes, Pleuronectidae. The record is from RefSeq and is a predicted model, not a curated record. Gene Ontology annotation, biological process: mitochondrial respiratory chain complex I assembly.